CGGAACGUGGAAAUGCCCUUUAAAUAAGGUUGUCGUACUGUUUAUAGUUGUCCUUUUGACUGAGAGGAAAUAAAAGCAACUUGCAACUAUUGACUUGACAUCCUGAAAGCAUCGAAAUGAAGCCUGUGACUGAACAGGAGCGUUCAUCAGACUUGAGGCUUCAGGAGACUUUUGCGGGUGAUCAGGGGUCAAAGUCCACCACAAAUGAAAAAGGUCCCACAAAGGAGGAUGUAGAGAUACUGGUGCUGAGCCAAGUGGGGGAAUCAGUUGAGUAUUUUUGCCAUAGACUGAAUUAUACGAAGAAACAUAUUCAGAUGAUUGAUGAAAGUCCAUCAGAUGCUGACACAUACACAGAACCAUCUGUCUCUGCCCCCUCGAAAAGAUGUAAUACACCUGAUAAAACGGUCAGCUGUAAACUCUGUGGCAAGGAGUACCUCCACAGUUCAAACCUGGUUCGUCACAUGCGAAUACACACAGGAGAGACUCCGUUCAGCUGUGAACUGUGUGGGAAAGCGUUCCAACGUUCAGACUGGCUUAAAUCACACUUCAAAAUCCACAUGGGUUUGAAACAACAGAGAGUUAAGCGCUUUGUUUGUGAUCAGUGUGGGAUGAAGUUCGAUUGCUCCACCUCACUCCAAAGUCAUGUAUGGAAACACAAUGGCGAGAGACCGUUUUCCUGCUCCCUCUGUGAGAAGAUGUUCUUCAGUCUGCACACUCUCAGGCGCCACCAUGUUGAGUGUCACUCUGAGAAAAAGUUCAAUUGCUCCAUGUGUGGACACAGCUUUGCACGCUUGGAUACAUUGCAGAAACACACACGGAUUCACACUGGAGAGAAACCUUUCUCCUGUUCAGAGUGUGGAAAAAUAUUCCGUUAUAAAUACUCACUGGUAAUGCAUAAGAAACUGCAUUCAGACAAAAGCUGACCUGAUAUUUAUUGUCAGGUUAAUAAUUUUCAGAAUAAUUAUACACGGCAUUCUUUAAGUCUGGAAGAAAAAUCUUUUCCACUCACCUUCUGCUCGGGCUACCUGCUCGCCUUCAUCCGUUUUUCUCGGAUUUUCAGCUCCUUUGGUAAUACAUGAAGGCUUCCCAUUUGUUCUUUCGCAACUUUGCAUUAGAUGACAGAAAAUGUGAACUCCGGGUGUAAGAAAUGCAGCCUGUUGAAGCGGCCCAAGCCCACACCCGGCUUGAGAUACCCUUCAGAAUGAACUACCGCCUUAAUGGUGUAAAAACAGGGGUAGCACAUCCUGUCAGUUUGAGAUACCCAUCAGAAUGAACUACCGCCUUAAUAAAUGAUGUAAAAACAGGGGUAGCACAUCCUGUCAGCUUGAGAUACCCAUCAGAAUGAACUACCGCCUUAAUAAAUGAUGUAAAAACAGGGGUAGCACAUCCUGUCAGCUUGAGAUACCCCAUCAGAAUGAACUACCGCCUUAAUAAAUGAUGU
Messenger RNA from Xyrauchen texanus (razorback sucker), 1441 nucleotides. RefSeq names its product oocyte zinc finger protein XlCOF15-like. The record is from RefSeq and is a predicted model, not a curated record. Gene Ontology annotation, biological process: regulation of transcription by RNA polymerase II. Gene Ontology annotation, molecular function: DNA-binding transcription factor activity; RNA polymerase II cis-regulatory region sequence-specific DNA binding. Bases 117 to 923 code for a protein of 268 amino acids. The transcript is spliced from 2 exons. Lineage: Eukaryota; Metazoa; Chordata; Actinopteri; Cypriniformes; Catostomidae.